Molecule: messenger RNA, 1897 nt
Organism: Xiphophorus couchianus (Monterrey platyfish)
Lineage: Eukaryota; Metazoa; Chordata; Actinopteri; Cyprinodontiformes; Poeciliidae
Product: gastrula zinc finger protein XlCGF8.2DB-like
Exons: 4
Coding region: 319-1359 (346 amino acids)
Biological process (GO): regulation of transcription by RNA polymerase II
Molecular function (GO): RNA polymerase II cis-regulatory region sequence-specific DNA binding; DNA-binding transcription factor activity, RNA polymerase II-specific
Source: RefSeq, a predicted model, not a curated record
GCUUGUUUUGUUUCAAAGGUUAAUCUUAAAAAUGUGUUUUUUUGGCGAAAAAUACUUAUUUUUUCUAUCUACAAUAACAUUAACAGGCCUUUGUAUUAAUGUGCAGGCGGGACGCCUCCAUCUCUUCCUAGAUGUCUGACUGUGACAUCCGCUCCUCCUGAGCAUCGCACUAAGACUGCAGGAGGAUUAAAAACAUCAUUCCAUGUGUAGUUCAAAGCGGAACUAAAAUCCCAGAGAGAGUUAAUCAACGAGCAGCUAACUGCUGCUGAAGAAACUUUAACGGACUUUUAUAAAAUCAUCGUCCAGUCCGAGGAAGAGAUGGAUGAUCAGCCCAGACUGCUGUUCUCCCGGAUUCCCCUGAUAAUCUUACACCGUAUAGAUUCCCUGAAGUGUAACGUUUAUAACCUGGAGAGGAGAUCCACUCUGGACCAGGAGGAGUUAGAACCUGUGCAGGUGAAACAAGAACAGGAAGAGCCUGAAGAUCAUCAGAUAAAAGUGGAAGAGAAAGAAGUUUACUGCAGUCAGGCUGAAGAACAGAUUGAAUUAAAACAGGAGACUGAUACCUGCAUGUUGGUUCCUGUUGAUGAGCAAACAGACCACACUGAAUCAGAACCAAACAGGAACCAAGUCAUCUUCCAGGGAGCUGCUGAAACUGAGAACCAAAAUCAGGAAAGAAGAAAACGUUUCUCAUGUGACAUCUGUAAAAAGCGUUUUGCUUUCAAAUCUGAUUUUGAUGCUCACAUGAGAACUCAUACGGGUGAAAAGCCGUUUACAUGUAUCAACUGUGGAAAAUGUUUUACUCACAAACAUCAUUUUACUCAUCACAUGAGGAUUCACUCUGGUGAAAAGCUGUUUUCAUGUGUGAACUGUGGAAAACGUUUUAGUCAAAAACAGGAUUUAACUCGGCACGCGAGGAUUCACACAGGUGAAAAGCCGUUUUCAUGUGAAAACUGUGGAAAAAGUUUUAGUCAAAAACAGGAUUUAACUCGGCACAUGAUGAUUCACACUGGUGAAAAGCCGUUUUCAUGUGUGAACUGUGGAGAAAGUUUUAGUGUAAAACAGAGUUUAACUCGGCACGCGAGGAUUCACACAGGUGAAAAGCCAUAUUCAUGUGUGAACUGUGGAAAAAGUUUUAGUCAAAAACAGGAUUUAACUCGGCACAUGAUGAUUCACACUGGUGAAAAGCCGUUUUCAUGUGUGAACUGUGGAAAAAGUUUUAGUCAAAAACAGGAUUUAACUCGGCACAUGAUGAUUCACACUGGUGAAAAGCCGUUUUCAUGUGUGAAUUGUGGAAAACGUUUUAGUCAAAAACGGAUUUUAACUCAGCACAUGAUGAUUCACACUGGUGAAAAGCAGUAGAAGUAUUUUCCAUACAUGUCCUAUGUUGAGGUUCACUAUAGAUCUGAUUUGGUUUAAAACUAGAAUGAAAGACUGGAGGGGUUUCAUGUCUAUAAAGCUGAAAAUUGUUGUAUUUGUUAAAUGUGAUCAUUUGGAUACUUGGAGAUGUGCAACCAUGACACAUUUUCCUUCAUUGAUGUUUUAUUUUUCUGGUAUAUUCUGUAUCAAAAAACAAUAAUGAUAAACUGUAUGUUAUUGUAUUAACAUACUGUUUAUGUCAAACUGUAUGUUGUGUGUGCACAACGUGAAGAGCAGAGGGCUCAGCACACAGCCCUGAGGAGUGCCAGUACUGAUGCUGAUGGAUGAAGAGGCUUGGGGGCCCACUGACUAUUUCAUGCAUUAACAGAGUUUGACCGGACAUGGACUCCCUUCCAGAACAUUCUCACAUGAUUGGACUUGAGGGAUUGAUUUGUAUUAUUCUGUACAAUAGAGAGAGUUAGUGGGGUUUAUUUUAAAAGUUUUUAAAAUCAAAACUAGAAUGUAAAGAAUUGAAUGUUUU